Aureobasidium musti is the source of this 1613-nucleotide messenger RNA. The record is from the annotation of a GenBank genome assembly. Lineage: Eukaryota; Fungi; Ascomycota; Dothideomycetes; Dothideales; Saccotheciaceae.
GAGUCAUGAAUAAGCUCAAGCAAAGCCUGUGGCAAGGCAGUGGGCCAAAUUAUGAGCGGGUUGACCUUGAGGAUGGUUUCGAGAAAGAGCACACCACUAACAAGAGGCAAUCUUCACGACAUACUAAACCGGUGAUCAUAAUCCUUGGGUCCUUGAUCGCCAUUUUUCUAUUUCUAUCUUCGGGUGGUCAUGACUCUGCCAAAACCACUGUUUCCUCGGAGGAAGACAUUGUUGCCACCAGCUUACCUCCGGAUGAUCUAUCCGCUGUUCUUAGUACCGCCAUCCUGAACUAUCCGGAACCCAUGUUGAUAGGAUUCACGGGUAAGAAGCAGGAGGACGAAAAUGCUGACUCCACUCUGGACUUGGCUCAACGCAUUUCUCGCAAGACUAGUAUCCUUGGCAUCGACAAGCACCUUAGGAACAUCUCAACAACUCGUGAUGAGGAUCUUGUGGUUAUUGCCGAUGGUUCAAACAGCUGGUUCCAAUUGCGCCCCCAAACACUUCUUGACCGGUACUUUGAAUCGAACAGGAACGCGGAUGAACGCAUCAGGAAGGAGCUCGGAGUAAAUGCCGACGUCCUGGGCAUUCGUCAACGAAUCAUCUUUGGUGCUCAAAGAGACUGCUCGCCUUGGAACGCAGAGGAUCCAGCUUGCGCCGCGGUGCCCGGGUCAACAUUGCCCAAUGACAUCUAUGGACCCCAGACUGAUGCUGAAGCUGGUGAGGGCAAGGAUCCCUUCACGAAGCAUCGCCCAAGAUACAUAAACUCUGGCUUCGCCAUGGGUCCCGUCAAAGAAAUGCGUAAGCUGUACGCCGAGGCUGCCAAACGCAUCAUGGGCGACCAGCAUCUCCAAGAUGGAGGUAAAGUUCUUGGUCAGCUCUUUGCCGAGCAAGAGAUGGCUCGUGAAUCAUACAGAGUUCAAUCAGGUUCACCCUUCGCACGUCUUGGCUCGUGGCUUUCAUCAUUUUGGGAAAGUGCCAGCGCAGUUCAGGAUAGACAGGCACAGCAGCUGAGAGAGACUGACCUCUCACGAGAGUACGGAAUCGGUUUGGACUAUGCCAGUGGACUUGCCUUUGAGGCUGCCCAUGCCGACGCUGAUAUGGAGUUCGUACAGUUUGGUGAUGCAGCAUCAGUGCACGCAGCCAGCGCUAAGCAUGGUAUCAGUGAUAGCCGAAUCAGUCAAAUUGCGCCUGAUGUUGGUGCAUCUUUGCCACCAUUCUGGACUUAUAGUCAGGAGAUCCUUCCNUCCCGCAACACAUCUUGGACGAAUGUUUCUCUCCUGACUAAUGCCUGGACUGGCGUCACGCCCGCCGUUGUUCAGCACGACAUGAACAAUUACCGCAGCGGUUCUCAGCGUGAAGCAUGGUGGUCUCAUAUGUGGUUCCAAAAGUAUGCUCGCAAGUUGUUCGAUGUCCAUGUCCAGAUGCCUAUCGGCCCUGUCGCCAUCUCUGGCUACGACGCUUCAUCCCGUCGUCAAUGGUGGGGUAUCGAAGACUGGAAGGGCGGUGCAAGAAACGAGACCAAGUUCUGGUGGAGAUAUGAAGAUGUGUGUGGAGGAACAGAGACCGAAGUCUUCAGAGACAACAAAGGUCCGUGGUACCUUCCAUCUAACCAU